AUGGACCCAUCAUGUGAUGAGAAGAUUGCUUCCAUCAGAAAAGAGACCGAAGUCUUGAUGAAAAUCCAAGGCCACCCCAACAUUUGUCAAUGCCUUGGAUGCUUUGAUGCAUUCAGACCUGGAACUUCCCAAGCACAGUACAUCAUGAUCGUAAUGGAGCUUAUUCAAGGUGGUGAGUUGGCGAGUUUCAUCAGGAACGGCCAGGGUCUGGAUGAACAGAUUGUGAAGUCUGUGAUGAAGCAGACAACUGAAGGCAUCAAAUUCAUCCACGACAGAGAUGUGGUUCAUCGUGAUUUGAAGGUGGAGAACAUUUUAGUGUGUGGGGCAGACAUUACACCAACUACACCAGUGAAGGUCAUUGAUUUUGGUGUUGCAAAGCCCCUCACUGGCACGAUCGCGCGGAGUUGUGUGGGCACCACCGAAAUCAUGGAAGCCUCCCCGGGCUUUGGAAUUGUGACGCAGCGCCCAGAUGGCAAAGGUGCAAUGGUGAACGGCAUUGAGCCUGGAGGUCAAGCAGCACACUUUGGUAUUGGAGACGGUUGGGCAAUCUCGCAUAUCAACAACACAGAGGUUUUAGAGAUGCCAUUUGUAAAGGAUUUCAACGAGAUUGGUGCUGGAACAAAGCGGGGUGUUACCGCCAUUGCGGAGAUCCUGGGCAGCCUUGAUGCUCCAUUCACCAUGGAUUUUGUUGAGCUGCCAAAGAGGGAGUUCAGCAAGGCGUUGGAUCUUUGGAGUUUGGGAGUCUCACUCUACGUGAUGCUCACUGGCAAGAAGCCUUUUGAGGACACCUUCCAUGGCACAUUGAGAUGUUUGAAAGCAUGA
This is a messenger RNA of Durusdinium trenchii, 822 nucleotides long. The record is from the annotation of a GenBank genome assembly. Lineage: Eukaryota; Dinophyceae; Suessiales; Symbiodiniaceae.